This is a messenger RNA of Amphimedon queenslandica, 1282 nucleotides long. RefSeq lists its product as uncharacterized. Lineage: Eukaryota; Metazoa; Porifera; Demospongiae; Haplosclerida; Niphatidae. The record is from RefSeq and is a predicted model, not a curated record. The transcript has 7 exons. The coding region runs from base 173 to 1219 and encodes 348 amino acids.
UUCUGCCAACUCAUAUGGAAGGAUUGACCAACAUGAACUUUGUUUUUUAGUUUGCAUAGUUGGUUACAGUGAAGUUAGCCCAUCUAAUGGAGAAAAUGAAGGAAAUGGGGGUGGAGUGAAUGAAGGUAGUCAAGAUGAAGAGGACAUUGUGAAUGAUGAUGAUAACUGCUUUAUGGAGGAUGAUGGAAGAGGGCAGUGUAGUAAUGGUAAUAAUGGAGGAGAACAAGGAAGCGAUGAAGCUUCAGAUAGCUCAAGUUCAUCAUCAUCACAUGCAGACCCAAUAUCUGAUGAAUCAAGUAUAUGUAGUGGACCUAGUGAAAAAGAGCACCAUCAUGAUGACACAAAACCUGCAGCAGCAAGUAUUGAAAAAGCUAAAUGGUAUAUAAUAGCAACUUUUGGUGAUGAAUGUGAAAGUCAAGUAAUAUUUGCUGCUACUAAAAGGCUAAAUGCUCUCAUUGAGUAUAUCAAGAAAUACCAUAAUGAUAAGAAAAAACUUCAAGAUGCCCCCUUUCAAUUCGAAAAGGACAAAAGUUACAUUGAACUGAUUUUUGAUUCAGAACAAAAACCUCAAGAUAUUAAAGAAUGGGUUGUGACUCCCUUAAUUACGCCUUGCAAAUUUUUCCAACAACAUAUUAAUGAUUUUGGUGAUAAAAAAGAUUCUUUUCCUCCAUCUUGUUUGGUGUAUGCUGAUCCAUUAUGUGAUGCUGUACCUGUACUUAGGUAUAGUGUACCAGUAAAAAAUGUGAUUGAACCCUUCAGCUUACUUAUUUACAAAAGAAGAGAUCGUAGUACCUCCUCCUCCUCUAAUACAAUUACUGAAGUUACUGCAGUAUCAUCCAAUGGAGGAGCUAGUGUACCAGCCAAUGUUGUUAUUGAUGUUGAUAAAGUAAAGAAAGUGAUCAAUGAUGUUCUUGUCUCUCACCAUGCUCGCCUUAAUUAUCUAAAGACCUCUCUAUCAGAUCUUGCUAAUCAGUUAUAUGAAGUUGGUCUCAUUAAUGAUGAAGUCAGAGAGACUUGUAGCAUGGACAAGUUCAUUGCAGAGUUCAAGGCUAGUUUCCACUUCCUUGAUGAUAUGUCUGAAGUUCAAGAUCACUGUAAGAAGUUUUUGAACUCAUUCAUUGCUGUUAGAGGCAGUUAUAUUAAUGCUGCUAAGUUUUUACGUCAGAAAUGGACUGAAGCUAUUAAAACUGAGCUUGGGAUUGAUUUCAUUAUUGAUUAGAUUUUUGCAUUUCCUGUUGCUUUUGUUUUAUGAGGAAUUUAUGGCUCACUUUCCUUUUUAAAA